AUGGUGGCAACUGGUCCUGAAGCUGGCCGGGCGGAGCAAUCUGUCACCGCCUUCACUCAGUACCAAGGGCUGCUGCAUGCGAUCAUGAGCCCUCACCACCAUCUCUCAGUCUCCAUGUACAUCAUCAUAUGUCUUUGCUACUCGCCGGGUAUGGCUACCGCGCUAUCCUUCAGCUUCAACUUCUCCAGCUCCGGCUCCGGCUCCGGCGACCUCUGCGACACGGAGCUCAGGUGCGAACGUGACACGCGCAUGGGCUCUGGCGUCAUCGAGCUAACCAAGAACGAGAUAAACGGCAACGUCUUAAGCGUCGGUCGGGCAUCGUACGCGCGCCCGGUGAUGCUCUGGGACGACGCCUCCGGCGAGGUUGCCAGCUUCUCCUCUAGCUUCACGUUCCAGAUCAAGCCCAAAAACAGCUCGGACGACCAUUUCGACCUAUGUAACUUCACUACCGCUGCCGACGAUAAUGCUGACGGUAUGUCUUUCUUCCUGGCGCCCUACCCGUCGAGGAUCCCUCCCAACAGUUGGGGCCCCAACUUCGCCCUCUUCAAUACGAGCAACUGCUUCAAUGCCACCGGCGAUGACCGGAUAGUCGCCGUGGAGUUCGAUACCUACCUCAACGACUGGGACCACAGCGACAACCACGUCGGCAUAGACGUCAACUCCAUCGACUCCAAGUCCUACAUGAACGUGACCAAGCGUAUGGUCUCCGACGACGCCACCAUGACUGCUGAGAUCAGCUACGACAACCGCACGGGUAUCCUGGUGGCUCGAGUCCAGAUGGACGGCGACGAGCGGAUUUACAACGUAAACACGUCGCUGGACAUGAAGAGAGAGCUGCCCCUACAAGUUGCAGUUGGCUUCAGCGCAGCAACGGGUUUCUGCGCCGAGCUGCAUCAGGUGCUGUCUUGGUCGUUUAGCUCCACUAUAGACGAUGAUGCCACCGCGACAGCAAGUACCGUUCCCCGGCUGCGACGUCGAUCACUGGUGCCUGUGCUAGUGCCUUCCGCGGCAGCUUUUCUCGUGUUGCUCUGCGGCGGCGCCGUCAUAGUCCGUCAGCGGCGCAAGCGUGAGCAAGCUGAGUUCGAGAAAGGUGUAGGCCCUAGACGGUACCGUUACCAUGAGCUCGCGGCCGCCACCAAGGGUUUUGCGAAGGAGGGGAAGCUCGGGCGUGGUGGCUUCGGCAGCGUCUACCAGGGCAGCGGUCUUAGCGACCAAGACAGCCUCGUGGCCAUCAAAAUGUUGUCUCCGGAAUCGUUUACGCAGGGGAGGAGAGAGUUCGAGUCAGAGGUGAAGAUCAUCAGCCGGGUGAGGCACCGCAACCUUGUGCACUUGCUAGGCUGGUCCGACAGCAAAAGAGGGCUCCUGCUCGUCUACGAACAUCUGUCGGAAGGCAGCCUCGACAAGCACAUAUACAACACCAAUCGUCCUCUCACUUGGUCAGAAAGAUCCAAAAUUAUCCUUGGGCUGGGAUCUGCACUACGCUAUCUCCACACAGAGUGCGAUCAAUGCGUACUGCAUGGUGACAUCAAACCCAGCAACAUGCUCCUCAUCUCAUCACGCGGCACCAAGCUGGCGGAUUUCGGGCUGGCGAGGCUUGUGGAUCAUGGAGCAGGGCCGCAAACGACUAAUAUCAUCAAGGGCACCGAAUGGUACAUUGACCCGGAGUUUAUUCGCUCACGCCGGCCGAGUACCGAAGCGGACGUCUACAGCUUCGGCAUCGUUCUGUUGGAGGUUGUGUCCGGUAAAUCCCCAGGGAUGGGGAUGGAACACCGGGUCGACGAAGUCAGCCCGCUGCUCAUGUGGAUCUGGGACAUGUACGAGAAGGGCACCAUCCUUGACGCAGUGGCUAACAUGUUACCCGGUGGUAACCAGCAACUCGACGACGACUGUAAGCGGCAGAUGCGCCGUGCAUUGGUCGUCGGACUCUGGUGCACGCACCCACGCAUUGGCACGCGACCGUCCGUUGUGGAGCUCAUGAACGUCUUGCAAUCUGAGGAUGUCAUGCUGCCGACCCUGUCAUGGUCGAUGUCCGGCGGUUCCCUUGGAUCACACGGACAUAAUGCAUCGACAUCGGCCAAUUGA
This is a messenger RNA of Hordeum vulgare subsp. vulgare (domesticated barley), 2082 nucleotides long. Its product is annotated as L-type lectin-domain containing receptor kinase IX.1-like. Gene Ontology annotation, cellular component: plasma membrane. Gene Ontology annotation, molecular function: ATP binding; protein kinase activity; carbohydrate binding. The coding region runs from base 1 to 2082 and encodes 693 amino acids. The transcript is spliced from 3 exons. Gene Ontology annotation, biological process: protein phosphorylation. Lineage: Eukaryota; Viridiplantae; Streptophyta; Magnoliopsida; Poales; Poaceae. The record is from RefSeq and is a predicted model, not a curated record.